AUGACCAAUAAACUCAGAAAGCCCUCACCCCCAUCGCCCCACAUCCCGGCGUGUGAACGCAGACCCGGGGCCGCUCCUGGGCCUCCCGGGGUCUCACCGACAACGUGGCGGAGGCCACAACAGGCCGCUGCUCUCCACCCGUUCAGAGCUUGGAAGCCUCGGACCUGGCCCGGCCGCGGCUGGAGCCUCACCAGGCUCAGGGUGGCCGCGUGCUCCUGCCCGGCGGCCCGGCCAUCGGAGGUGAGGCGGCCUGGCGGCCCGAGCCCUCCGAACCUCCAGCAAAGGCGAUGCCGACCGAGAGCGGAGCCUAGAAAGGCCGCGUCGUCGUCCCACAAUGCUUUUCUACGACUGGAAGGACCCACUGCUCGAGGGGCGCGGGGAGGACGGACUGUACCAUCGGCCGCCGCGCCUAGCGAGACGCCGCCUUGUGGCCGGAGGGCGAAGUGCCCAGUGAUUGGCCGAGGGGCGGAGCCGCACGGGGCAUGUUCGGAGGAGCGCGGGUUCGCGCCUUGAGCGCUGGUGGAGUCGAGCGAGCGAGUCUUUCCGCGCAGCGGGAGGUUUUAUGCGGUGUGGAUACCCAGCCACCCCUCUUCCCAGUGUCAAGAGCACACGGUCAGCGCUGAGCUGCGGGUGUAGCCCAAAGGACUUGAGACCUCGUGUUCUGAGGGAGGACAGACAGAGCUCACCGCCUUCAGCUGAGGAAGAAUUUGCCUGUUCUGGACAUUUCAUG
Messenger RNA from Hippopotamus amphibius kiboko, 730 nucleotides. RefSeq lists its product as uncharacterized. The record is from RefSeq and is a predicted model, not a curated record. NCBI's taxonomy places the organism in Eukaryota, Metazoa, Chordata, Mammalia, Artiodactyla, Hippopotamidae. Bases 1 to 513 code for a protein of 170 amino acids. The transcript is spliced from 2 exons.